AUGUCAACACCACAGCCGGGUCAAUAUAUUUAUUUUAAAUGCUUUUCUAUUGCUAAAUUUGAAUGGCACCCAUUUACAGGCAUAUCAGCUGCUGAAGAAAAUUGCAUCAGUGUUCAUAUUCGAAUAGUCGGGAAUUGGACGAGCGAGUUAGCGAAAAAAUUUGAAUACUAUCCACAAAGCAUUUUUCGAUUAAGUCUUGAUGGUCCGUAUGGAAGUCCAGCUGAUGAUGUUUUCAAUUAUGAUAGUGUAGUACUUAUUGAUGCUGGUAUUGGAGGUACGAUUUUAGAAGUUGUUUUCCUAUCAUUCUUUUUUUGUCCCCCAUUUUUAGUAACACCCUAUGCUGCAAUAUUGAAACAUGUUCGUUCAUCCCAAGAAAAUCAUAUUCGACUUCGUCGUGUUUAUUUCUAUUGGAUAUAUAAUACUACGUCGUGUUAUGAAUGGUUUGCUCAAAUUUUACAAGAACUUGAACGUGAACUUGGUAGUCAUACUAAUUUUCUCACGUAUAAUAUCUAUUUAACACAAUGGGCAAUGAUUCAAGCACGAGCAGUAGUUAAAUAUGAUACUGAUCAAUGUGAUAUACGGACUGGUUUAUAA
Molecule: messenger RNA, 594 nt
Organism: Rotaria socialis
Lineage: Eukaryota; Metazoa; Rotifera; Eurotatoria; Philodinida; Philodinidae
Source: the annotation of a GenBank genome assembly